UAGCAGCAGUCACGGCCUGUCGCUAUCAUCUACUUGAAACGACUUGCGCUUCUCUAGUGUCCUCGUAUCUGUUGGUCGUGUUCCUGUGACCUUUCCGGCUUCUUCGCAUCACGUUGUACCAGUUGCAUUCAUCCGGAGCGUGGUGUUCGCCUAGCAAGUUCAGAUGCUUAGAGCUCUCAAGUUUCUUGUCACAACAUCCUCGAGCAGAUACGCUCCCCUCCUGGGGACCAAACGGCUCUCGAUAAACUCUCCCGUGUCGACCGCCUUCUAUUCAGUCACCCAGAACAAAAUGUCCAAGAUGGAGGUGGCAAAACGGGUCCAGGGAAUGCAAGACAGUGUGUGGGUGGAAUUCAUUCAGCUUGCUCAGGAAACGAAGCCCAUUAAUCUCGGUCAAGGGUUCCCCGACUUCCCUCCACCAGACUUUGUUGUUAAAGCCCUCCAGGAAGCUGCUGCAGGCAACUUGCUUCAUCAGUACACACGUGGAUAUGGUCACCUGCGACUGGUCAAUGCGUUGGCCAAGAUGUACUCACGGCUAACUGGUCGCCAGAUUGACCCUCAGAAGGAGGUGCUGGUCACAGUGGGUGCUUACGAGGCACUCUACACCACCAUAUUGGGUCUUGUCAACCCUGGAGAUGAGGUGAUCAUCAUCGAACCCUUCUUUGACUGCUAUGAGCCUAUGACUCUGAUGGCUGGUGGAGUUCCAGUCUUCAUUCCUCUUCGUCCUAGAAAGGAAGGUCAAAUUUCUAGUGCUGACUGGGUGCUUGAUCCAAAGGAGUUGGCCUCAAAGUUUACCUCCAAGACUAAGAUGAUCAUUGUCAACACGCCACACAACCCAAUUGGGAAGGUUUUCUCCCGGGAGGAACUGGAAAUGAUUGCAGAGCUUUGCAAGAAGCACAAUGUGAUCUGUGUUAUGGAUGAGGUUUAUGAAUGGAUAAUUUAUGAGGGUGCCAAGCAUAUCAGAAUGAACACCCUUCCAGGGAUGUGGGAAAGGACAAUUACCAUUGGUAGCGCUGGGAAGACCUUCAGCAUCACUGGUUGGAAGGUUGGUUGGGCCUACGGUCCUCAGCACUUGCUGAAAGGGCUGCAGCUCAUUCAUCAGAACUGCAUCUACACUCUCAGCACACUUCUCCAGGAAGCGAUAGCAGUGGGCUUAGAAAAGGAAAUGGAACGAAUAGAGGACCCUGAGGGAUACUGGAACAGCCUGUCAAGCUCCCUGCAAAAGAAACGAGACUUCAUCUGCAGCUUUCUCAACUCUGUUGGCAUGACGCCCACUGUGCCUGAGGGAGGUUAUUUUCUUGUCUGUGACUUUGCCAAGCUGGCAUCAAAACUGAAGUUGGAGGGCAAUGAGCCAAAAGAUUACCUUUUUGCAAAGUGGUUGUCUAGGACAAAGAAGCUGCAGGGCAUUCCUCCCAGUGCCUUCUAUGGUGCAGACAACAAGCAGCUUGCCCAAAAUUUGAUACGGUUCUGUUUUAUCAAGGAUGACUCAACUCUUCAGAAGGCUGCAGACAUAUUGGCAGCUUUAAAGGCGAUGUCCUGAGUGUUCAUCAUUUGAGGACUAGGCCAUGAGUAGUAGCUCAGCAUUUGGUGGAUGUUUUUACUGUUAUUCACCAUAUGCAGUCAACUUUCAUUAAUUUGGUCUUGGUGAAAUAUAUGUACAAAUUGGUUCAAAUUAUCUGAGGUUCGAAACAGAAGUUGGCUGUACCACAGUGUUUCAGAUAAUAAAUAUUGAUAUUUUCAUAUUGUGA
Molecule: messenger RNA, 1745 nt
Organism: Dermacentor andersoni
Lineage: Eukaryota; Metazoa; Arthropoda; Arachnida; Ixodida; Ixodidae
Gene: Kyat
Product: Kynurenine aminotransferase
Biological process (GO): biosynthetic process
Cellular component (GO): cytoplasm; mitochondrion
Molecular function (GO): pyridoxal phosphate binding; L-kynurenine:2-oxoglutarate transaminase activity
Source: RefSeq, a predicted model, not a curated record